AGAGGAUCGUGUGCCACAAGAGGCAGAACGUGGUCGUGAGCAUCAAGAGCCUGGCGGUUCCUGUCGAGACGGCGCUGUUCCAGGCCCGCGUGGCGGAGGGCGACUCGACGAAGCUCUCGGGUGCGGGCAUCCACCUGGAGAUGCUCGGCGGCGAGGACGAGUUCGCCUUCCUGUCGACGGAUGACGUCUGGGCCAGCCGGGGGGCGCGCCAGCCCGAGAUGGAGAUCAGGAAGGUGUCUGGGGAGAAGUAUGCGACCAUCAGGAAGACCGACAACACGACUUACAUCAUGGCGCGGGGGGCAGAUACGCUGAUGGUCUUCAGCGGCCGCUUCUCGAGGCACGAGCUGCAAGUGUGCUGCGCCGCGGGCCAGAUGGUGGCCACGGUGACCCCGAGCAGCUCUAAGGCCAUGUACGAGGUGGUUGUUUACACCAACGCAGACGCAGGGCUGAUCAUUCUCGGCUUGCUCGCGAUCGACAAGGUGGAGGUCGCGCCCACGUAGGAAACUUCUACGUGCGAAUUAGCUAUCCUUCUGGUCGGGCCCCGCCAUAGAGCCGAAGCAGCCAAGCGAAGGCGAAGGCAAAUGCUGCCAGGAUGCUGGAUGCCCAUGGCGCGGCUGGCCUGGGCGAGAACUGGAUACACUCUCGGGCGCUGGGCCGCUCUAUGGCCGGGCAGACCAGGCGUCCGCAUGUGCAUCUGGAGCGUGGCCUCCGGAUGGUCCACGCGUGACUCCAGCCACGCGUGUGCUCUGGCCUCCUGGUGGGCAAAGGCAUGGGCCAGGUGUGCGUGCCGUUUGUCCGCUCGCCUCCCUGCGAGCUGCUCGGUGCCCACGGGUUGAACAAGGCACGAGACUGGUGUCACCCGCGCUCGUCUAUGGUCCGGGGUGCCGACCGAGAAUUCGCCUGAGCACUUCCAGGAGCGUGGCGAGUCCUGGGCGGGCGUGUGCCCGGCGCAGCGAUUGGGCGUGUUCUGAGCCCAUACCCUCAACCUGCGCGAGGGCAGGCCCCCGUGGCAGCAACCGUGCGCCGUACAGAAAAUCGCGCCAGGCAUUCGGGCCGUUCCCCCUCGUUGCCCACUUCCUCUCGGGGGAAGGCCUUUGUGGGCUUCUUGGCUUCUAUGCCUCUAGGCUUCCUUCCCUCUCACAACCUGGGCGCCUCUAAGGUGCAGCGGGUGGUAUCUCACAGCCUUUCGCUGCAGUGCGGCAGGCGGGGUCUUACGGCCGUGCGCUGCGUUGCAGCAGGUGGUUCUCACGGCCGUGCGCUGCGUAGCAGCAGGCGGUUCCUCCUUUUCUCCUGCCGGUUGGUUGGUUGAUUGGCGUGCCCUGGGCCACGCGCUCCGCUGCGCCGUUCCUGGGAUGCUGGAGCGGCGGCGGCGUCGCAGGGAAGGCUGCGCGGGUCCAGCGCCCAUCGCCGUUCCCAGGCCGUGCGCUGCAGGGCGAGGUCCACGCUCGAAUCGGGCUCGCAACCCACCCAUUCCCACCCCUGUGGCUGCGCAUUUGUUGGGCGGCGCCUUGGCCAGGUUGGGCCCUGGUGGAUUUCCAGUCUGGCCCAACCUGGCGGCGCCAAAUAUUUCAGCUCGCCCAUUGUCGGCGCGAAGGCGUCGCCCAACUUCACGGUCGCAUGACCGAAC
Molecule: messenger RNA, 1627 nt
Organism: Prorocentrum cordatum
Lineage: Eukaryota; Dinophyceae; Prorocentrales; Prorocentraceae
Source: the annotation of a GenBank genome assembly